Paramecium tetraurelia is the source of this 2700-nucleotide messenger RNA. RefSeq lists its product as uncharacterized. Gene Ontology annotation, molecular function: calcium-activated cation channel activity. Lineage: Eukaryota; Ciliophora; Oligohymenophorea; Peniculida; Parameciidae. The transcript has 4 exons. The record is from RefSeq and is a predicted model, not a curated record. Gene Ontology annotation, cellular component: plasma membrane.
AUGGAAUAUCCAUAAUUUUUGGGCAACACCAUAAAAUUUGAUUUGUUCAAAAAGCCACCCCUGAAGGAAUACGCAUUGAAACACAAGUUAGCCACCAGUUGCGGUUAUAGUUUCGAGAAUUCUGAGUAUUGUCCAUGUUGUGGACUCAGCGUUUCCAAAAUUUCCCUGCCCUUAUCAAUUAAGAUCUUAGACUUGGCCUUCUUGGGUUAAGGGGUUCCCUUAUUCUUUAAUCAAAUGAUUUUGGUAAUUGUGAUAUACUCUUUGAUGUUGGCAUGUUUUAUGGUUCCAAACAUAGUCUUCAACGUUUUGGGGAACGACUGCAUUUCAAAGGAUAACUACGCGUAUGUGUUGUGGCAAUAACAGGGUUGUGAAUAGAACUGCCCAUUGGAACACGAGGAUUUCAAUUAUUUCACUAAGAUCUUUUCGGAUUGUUCAUAGAUUUGCCAUCAUUACACAAAGGUUUGUCUUCGUUCUCAGAUGUCCCAAUUGUCAUUCAUCAAUAAGCAAGCCGAAAGUUAAUAGAAAGUAAUUCAAUCCUCUAUUUUGCUGUGUUCAGUUAUCAUAAUGAAAAUAUCAAUGGUGUUGAUAAGGGAAAAGUAGAAACGAGUUGAGUUUGCAAUAGAUAAGGAACUGUUGUCGCCUUCUGAUUUUACAGCCAUUUUGAAUCACCUGCCAAAAAAUAACUAUGAUGAGAAGGAGUUGAAACAUGCACUGGAGGAGUAUUGCAAGUAAUUCGAUCCCGAUAACAAUUACGAAGUAGUUAAAGUUAACAUAGCUUAUGAUAUAUCUUAAUUUAUUGAUAAGGGCAGGGAAAAGCUCAAGUUGGAGAAGCAAUUGUAACAGAGUAAGACAAAAAACAGAGAAAAAUUAAUUAAUUAAAUUAAGGAGAUUUCUCAACUUUAAUAGAUAAUUGAAUACGAAAUUGAAAAUGGAUGUUACAGAUAAACUACACCCAUAGCAUUCAUUACAUUUUAAACGAAGAAGUAGCUAAAAAGUCUAUUGGAGUAGACUAAAUUAUCAUAUUGGGAAGCCUUUAUGAUUGCUGUCAAAUCUUUGAUCAAGAAAAAGGAUAGCAAGGGGUUCUAUUUCAAAGGAGAACUAAUCUAUAUAAAUAGAGCACCUGAGCCAGAUGAUGUGUUUUGGGAGAAUUGUGGUGUCGAUUAGAAUACACAGCUAAAGAGGAAGAUACUCAGUUGGUUCGUGAUUCUGUUUUUACUUGGGUUUUCUCUUGGCAUAUUAUAUGGUUUAAAUGCAUUUUAAAAUAGUUUCUUACAGUCUGAUAAUAACUAAUUUUUGGUCACGACCAUGGUGUCAUUCUCUAAAUCAUUAAUAAUCGCACUAGUAGAGGGUCUCAUAUAUUACUUUAUCACACUCUUGGCGAAUUAGGAGAGACACGUAACCAAAACUCAUCAAGACACAUCCAUAGCAUAGAAAUUAAGUUAUGUGCAAUUUGUGAAUUCCUGUUUGCUUUUGAUGAUAAUUAACAUCAUAGGUGCAUACAACCCAUAGCUGAAAUAUCAACCGAAUCAACUGAGCAAUCUAGCAGUUCAAUAAUAGGGAGGCAUUGCUGAUGACUUCUUGUAUGUUUCAGGGACAAAUGCCAUUCUCAUCCCUUUGUCUUUGUACUUCAACCCUCUUUAUUUGCUUAAGAAAAUUAGACAAUUACGAAUUGAGAAAAACAAGGAUCUGGAUUAAUAUUAAGCAAAUAAACUAUUUGAGGGUCCUUAAGUCGAAUUUUAUGAUCAGUACUCGUACCUCUGUAAAACAACUUGGCUUACUUUUUUUUUCGCUCCUCUGAUCCCAAUAUCUAUAUUAUUUGGGUAAGUGGGAUUGGUGAGUUAUUAUUGGAUUGAGAAGUAUCUUUUAUUGAGAAGAAACUCGAAGCCUCCUUUCUAAAGUAGUCAUCUCGACUCAGAAAUGCUAUACUUAAUAGAUUUGAGUCCAAUUCUAUUUGCUACUAUGCAAUUUUGGGUAGAUUUCGUAUUCAAUUCAAGUAAGCUUUGUCAAUCCUUGAAUUUGGCUUCAAUUGUGCUGGCAGGAUUAGAAAUCAUAGUUCCAACUUACAGAAUUCAUAGAAUGCUGUUUAAGGAUCUUAAUGAGGAGGAAGAUUCAGUUAGGUACGAGGAUGUCUAUUUGAAAUUACCGACUGAUUAUGAUAGAACGAAUCCAUUGACUUAGCAAAAUGCCAUUUCUGAAUUUGUGAGAAACAAAGUGAAGAGACAGACAUCUCCAUUGAGGAUGUAAUUGUCUCAGAAUUUGGGAAAUUCUCGUUAAAGGAAGAAUUAAGCUUUGCAAGAUUUGAUUUAUAAGGGAGUUUGCGAACCGAAGAAGAUAAGGAUGAAGAUAUUGAAGUAAAAGUUAUAGUUGGUUUUGAAGAUGAGGAGAUUUAUCAGACCAUCUAUGUUACAGGAGGGACAGAAGGAAAUGAAUUUGGAUGGUCUUGAAAAAGUAGAUUCUUUGAGAUCGAGUUAUUAGAACUCACCAACAUAUUUGAAAACUCCUGAAUAUAACUUUUAUUCAUUCGUGCACACUAAACCAAGAUUGAGAACCAUCUUGAGAAAAAAUGAAACUAUGGAUAUCAAUUCAAUCUCCUCUUAAAAUCAGAGUGCUUAUUUGAAUACUCCACAAUAUUAUUUUGGUUCUAAAAAGAAUUCGAGUUGCGCAUAAAGAUAGAACAACAAGAGACUAACAUAAUCAUGA